UCCAUAUUCACCCUGUAGGUUGUAGUCUAAUUGUAUUGAAUGUGCAGUCGCACCUGUUUGUCAACUUAGGGCGCGGAAACCAAAUGGACCUAUUUCUGAAACAUUACGAAAGUCGACGUAUUAGGAGACAAAAGAAAACAGAGGCAGGGUGAAGUUGCGUUUGUUUUGUUGUACAUAACUAAUAUUUAUAGGGAAUCGUUUUUUUAUUAUUAUUAUUUAAAUGUUAGCUAUAUUUGCAUAGUCGACGAGGAUCAUGUUUAUCUCCCCAGGCGUCCAUUCAAGACAGUGGCUACGCGCGUGUCGUCUACAUCGGACAUCUGAUAGCCUUUAGUAGGCUGGAGAUGAACGAUACCAUCUGAAAAGAUAAUGGGUUAUAGCUCAGGUACGAAAGGCGACCCUUACUGUUAUCAUAGGGCAACCGCUUCACAAAGUCUGAGUUGGGGUUUGAAGUAAUGAUUACGACAGGACAAGCUAAGCUAAGCUAAGCCGUGUAUCAUCUAAGAAGCACGCUACUCAUCGGGCAAGCCAGCUGUAAGAAAAACAAGAGAUCUCCACCCAUUUCAUCAGUGCUCUUGCUCAACAGAAGUGAAAAAGACAUGUGACUGGAUUUAUGUUUGGAUUUAUUCAAACUCUAAACUGAAGCCUUUUCUAUUUAAUUCUUAUUAUUUAUUUUUAUUUAUGUAGUGAAGACGGAACAGGACAGGAACACAUAGAGGCAGUAAAUGUAGUAAAUACAGAAAGACGCAGACAGAAGAAAAUCUGAAUAAUCAGACAGAUAGACAAACAGAACACAGACAGACACUGGUGCACAGACAGAGAGAGUGACAAAGACAGUGCAGACCUGCCAGUGAGUCAGGCACUCAGACAGACAGAGACACAGACAGACACAGUCAGUCCGUCAUAAAAACCUACUAACCUCAGUUAGUCACACAGCUGGAGACGGAUUGGUUCUCACACAUUCACACAUCCACAGAGCAAAACACAUACACUCUAGUGAGCUUACCAUGCAAGGUGACCCCCAAGGCUACCUGGAGAUGGCGGGAGAGGCCGCGGGGGAACUUAAGAAGCCAUACAGCACCUGUGGAGACGACAGCGGCUCCAACAUCAACACUAUGCUGGAACUGUCAGACCUCACCGGACUCCACAGAGACUACCGCCACACACCUAGCGCCAUACUGGCACACAGUGAUGAUGUCAUGACUCAGUCUGAUGACAUCAGGACUCAUGCUGAUGAUGUCAGGACUCCUAGCGAUGACGUCACAGUACAGAGCCGUGACAUCCGAACUAGUACAGACAGAGUAAAAGAGCACAUUGACGCCAGCAGUCGGAUACACCCGGGCAAUUCUGAGUCUCUCAGUGAUGACCUUGACAGGACACGGGAGGACAUCGGCAGGUCACCCACCGACGCACGCCCCUACAUCGAGGUGGGCGUGGCCCGAGUGGAGCAGGCCUCAGAGCCCCUCCAGGCUCGCUGGUCUCACCGAGACGCUCGACCGGAACAGCCCUCGCCCGAUGGACACCCUGCAGCGACCGGCACUGGCCCAGUAGCUCCCCUGUCCUCCCAGCCCCCCGCCGACCACGCGGAAACAGUCUCUGACCCAACGCAAGGCAGCAGCUCUGACCCCUGCUCGGACUCGUUAAACGACAGCACCGGGACAAAUAGCAGCGGCUCUGUGGGUGAACUGACCCCCAGCACGGCCUCUUUGAAGGACAGCAGCUUGAGUGACCGCUCUAAAAACCCCACUGAGAGGUCUGUGGUGCUCUCCGACGGGAAUGCCAACACCGUCUCGUCGGACAGUUACCCAGCCACAGGGGACUCCACUGCUGUCAACGCUGGCGGCGGCGGUGACAGCAAGGUGGUGGUGACCUGGAAGCGUUCCUGCCAGGAGGAGACGCCUGCCAUGGUGACGGGCACUGUGCUGACCAUCCUCUUCUGCGUGACCAUCAUCAUCAUCAUCCCCGCCACACACAGGCUGAUACGGGUGCAUGUGGGUGCGCUGGCGGUGGUGUGUGUGCUGCUGUGCGUGUGUGUGCUGCUGCUGGCCAGCCUGCCCUGGCAGUCAGUGGUGCGCCGCUGCGGGACCCUGCUGGCCCUGUCCGUCUGGGCCGGCCUCUACACAACCGCCAUGGUCUUCACUUUCACCGGAGGGCCCGUCACCGCCUGGGAACAGGUGGCGUUCUUCAUCUUCCUAUCUCUGAGUGUGUACACGGUGCUUCCUCUGCCCGUGUCCUGGGCCCUGGCCGUGGGCAUCGGCACCAGUGUGUCCCACGUCAUCAUUAUCAGUAUUUACGUCCCUGUCGUCACGCCCGAGAUGCCUGACCUGGCGGUGCAGUUGGUGGCCAACGCCGUGCUGUUUGCGUGUGUGAACGGCGUGGGGGUGUACCACAUGUGUCUCACCAAACGGGCCACCAGGAAGUGUAACAAGGAUCGGGAGACGUUCAGCACUACUCGCUCCCAUCUGGCUCUGCAGAAACACAAACAGGAACGUCUGCUGCUGUCCAUUUUGCCCCGCUCCAUCGCCAUGGAGAUAAAGGCGGAGGUGACCAAACGCCUGUCAGAGAACCAGCCCAGACAAGACAGAGGCCAGAACUUCCACAGCCUCUACAUCCGCCAACACAAAGACGUCAGCAUCCUGUACGCUGACAUUGUCGGCUUCACGCGAUUGGCCAGCACUUGCACCCCUGAGGAGCUGGUAGCAGUGCUCAACAAGCUCUUCGGCCGCUUCGACGACAUUGCCAAGGAGAAUGAGUGUCUGCGUAUUAAGAUUCUGGGGGACUGUUACUACUGCGUGUCCGGCCUGCCGUACCCCAAACCCAAUCACGCGCGCCACUGUGUCAAGAUGGGCUUGGACAUGUGCACCGCCAUCAAUAAACUGAGAGAGGCCACUGGCGUGGACAUCAGCAUGCGUGUGGGCGUGCACACUGGCAAUGUCCUCUGUGGCGUGAUUGGUCUGCAGAAGUGGCAGUAUGACGUCUGGUCACAUGACGUGACGCUGGCAAAUCAUAUGGAGUCGGGGGGGUUGCCUGGGAGGGUCCACAUCACAGAGGAGACUCUGAGGCACCUGAACGGGGCGUACCAAGUGGAGGAGGGGAACGGGGAGACUCGAGAUUCCUACCUGCAGAGCAGGAGGACCUUCCUGGUCAUUGACCCCCACAUUGAGGACGACACUGUCAAAAAACCCGAGGCCUCCUACACUCUGACCGUGAGCGGCCGUAAGCAGAGGGCCUCCGUGAGGAUGUCCCAGUACCUGCAGUCCUGGCAGACCAUCAACCCCUUCACCGACCUCAGCCACCCCGACGCCACACACACCUCCAGACACGCGAUGCGCCCUGCUGGUCAAACCAGACAGACAGACCUUCACAGCAGCCGCUCCCCCCAAAUGUUUAGUGACGGCCGAGUCGAGUCUUUGGAUCUACUGGAUGCAGCUGAAACGAAAGCCAAAAAGAUGGAUUGUUUAACUCUGUUAUUCAAUGACCUUAAACUGGAGAGACAGUACCGCCUCAUUAAGCUGAAGGGAAUGCAUGAAUCGGUCAUCUUCCUGGCUGUUAUCUUCAUCACCAUGUUUAUGGUCCAAAUGCUGGUCUCAGAAAAGAACGUGGCCAUGGCAGUCUCUUAUGGAGUCACUUUCCCAGUGCAGCUUUUGGUGUUGGUUCUUCUGCUUGUUUGCAAUGGAACCUUCAAGCGUUGGUACACUAAGAUUCCGGAUAGUAUACGGUGGAUGUACUGUACAGUGGGCGGGAUCUUCUGCGUGGUUCUCAGGCUCCUAUUGGUCAUCUUCUGCCUGCUUGUCACUCUGCUGAUGGCCAUGCUCAACCUUUACUUCGCUCCAGCACAGAACUGCUCCUCAUUUCCACUCACUGCUACAUCUCCGAAUGUGACCACCAUAGCAGACCUCGACCUCUACACUGUACCUUACUACCUGUACUGUUGCCUGAUUGCCAUGUUGAGCGUGGUGGUGUUUGUGAGGGUGUGUUUCUCAGUGAAAUUCCUGCUGUUGUCUCUGGCCCUGGCCGUCUACCUCGCCCUGUUCCUGCACGUGUACGCCGAGCGCUCCGAAUGCUACCUCACACAGCUCUACGCCAGCUACAACCACAGUCCUGGAGUCCUGAAGGAUCCUCAAAUAAUGGCUGGAAUUUGGCUCAUCAUAUUCUAUUUCAUUUGCCUCACCCUGGCAAGACAGGAUGAACUGAGCUACCGUCUAGAGUUCUUGCUAGAGCGGUGCUUCAAGGCGGAGAAGAACAAGAUGGAGACCAUGGAAAACGUCAACAAGCUACUUCUUGAGAAUGUGCUGCCUGCUCACGUCGCUUCUGUCUUCAUGGACAAGAAGACCGUCUGUAACGAUUACUUGUACAGCAAGUCAUGCGAGUGUGUAUGUGUGAUGUUCGCCUCGGUGCCAGAUUUCAAGGCGUUUUACACAGAGAGCAGUGUGAACCACGACGGCCUAGAGUGUUUACGCUUCCUAAACGAGAUCAUCGUGGACUUUGAUGAGCUACUAUCCAAGCCAAAGUUCCACGCCGUGGAGAAGAUAAAGACAGUGGGCAGCACUUACAUGGCGGCUGCUGGUCUCACCAAACCAAGCAAAGGAGAGGAAAGACAGGAAUGUGACAUAUCCUACAACCAGGUCCGCAGCAUGAUUGAGUUCGCCAUGGCCCUCAUGAGAAAGUUGGAGAACAUCAACUCUCACUCCUUCCAGAACUUCAAGCUCAGAAUUGGAAUAAACCAUGGACCGGUGAUUGCAGGGGUGAUCGGAGCACAUAAACCUCAGUAUGAUAUCUGGGGCAACACCGUGAACGUGGCCAGCAGAAUGGACAGCACUGGAGAACUGGACAAGAUACAGAUUACAGAGGAGACCAAGAAGGUGGCGGAGUCGCUGGGCUUCACUGUAACUCUGAGAGGAGUCAUCACUGUGAAGGGAAAGGGAGAGCUGACCACCUAUUUCAUCAACCAUGAGCACUCUUAAUGGUCACUGCAGGGUUAGGGAGGGUCAGUCUCACAACUCUUCCCAGGUGCUCACAGAAGAAGAGGCCCAAAGUGGUUCAUGACUUUCUAUGCAGGGAACACUCUAUACACACACACACACACACACACAUACACAGCCCAUCAUCAAGCACUUUGUUGGGAGAAAGAUGUACAGUUGAUCUAAAGAGCUGGUUAAGCUCAUUCCCAUAUGAACCCAUAUAUGGGCAUACACUACAGACCACAAUGAGCACUGCCAUGUAGAAUCUGGAAAUGUCACGCGCAUGGAAACACACGUAUGAGUUUAUGAAGAUGGUCAAUGAGAACAGCAAACUUCACCUCACACUUCCUGAACCACAGACUCCCCCUUUCAUUCCAAAACACAUCAUGUUAUUAUUGACACUGAUCACAUCUCCCCUCUCUGUCGCUUCUCAGUCAAUUGUCUGCCAUUCAAAAGUCACAGGUCCCAUGGACCACAAUGCAGGUGAUGAUGACUCAUCACGUCACAUCAGAGUCAGCUGUGGCUAAAGACAUGAAGGAGAGUUUACACGGUCUAUACCACAAUCACUACCUAACCAAAGAACUGGGUAUACCAAUGACUCCUUACCACAAAGCUGCCCUAUUAACUCAUGUCUAUUAAUAUGUAGCCUAUGUGUCAAAUGAAUGAUAUGUUUCAGAUCACAUAAUGUCAACCAGGAUUCUAGCUGUUAUCAUUAAUUAUGGAUCAGGUCAACAUCUCAGAGUUUCAACAGAGUUCUUCAUCCUGUUUAAUAAUUAUGUUGUCACACCAUUACAAAAAAAAAACAUUUGUGUCCUCUACUAUUUUUAUUUAUUUUUUUUCAAAAAAGGAGUAUGAAGUCAGUCGAACCCUCAAGCUGCCUUAUGAAUGUAUGUUUCUGGUUAUGGAGACUGCGCUGGUUGCCCGUUUUAAAAAUGCUUGAAUGCACUAUUUUAAUAAUAUAUAUAUUAAUGUAUAGCAUACAUGUUUGUUAAAGUUUUGUCUAUGUCCGUUUGGGCAACAUUUAAAUAUGCAAUAGGAAUUAAAUCUGCACUGUGUAAAAUAAAGUGAAGCCUAGGCUACUUCUGACA
This is a messenger RNA of Alosa alosa (allis shad), 6046 nucleotides long. Its product is annotated as adenylate cyclase type 4-like. Gene Ontology annotation, molecular function: adenylate cyclase activity. The record is from RefSeq and is a predicted model, not a curated record. Gene Ontology annotation, cellular component: plasma membrane. The transcript is spliced from 27 exons. Bases 1005 to 4961 code for a protein of 1318 amino acids. Gene Ontology annotation, biological process: intracellular signal transduction; adenylate cyclase-activating G protein-coupled receptor signaling pathway; adenylate cyclase-inhibiting G protein-coupled receptor signaling pathway. Lineage: Eukaryota; Metazoa; Chordata; Actinopteri; Clupeiformes; Clupeidae.